This is a messenger RNA of Suillus bovinus, 1030 nucleotides long. RefSeq lists its product as uncharacterized. NCBI's taxonomy places the organism in Eukaryota, Fungi, Basidiomycota, Agaricomycetes, Boletales, Suillaceae. The transcript has 8 exons. The record is from RefSeq and is a predicted model, not a curated record. Bases 1 to 711 code for a protein of 236 amino acids.
AUGAUGUUGACACAGAAAAUCUUUGCGACGAACGAAGUCAAACUGCCUUCUGAAUAUGUGCUUUUGCAAUCCGAGCAACGAGGAUCCUUGGCGUCUCACUCAUUCAAACACGAAUUCAAGCUGGAAAGAGCAAAGUUCGAACGACAUACACGCAUUCGGAAGGUAGCGUCGGAGGCACCAAGCUAUACAGUCGCAUUUGAAGAUACUACAGCCCAUCCACGCAGGAGCCUAGAUUGUCUCUCAAAAGGUAUUCUUGAUCGAUUAUUUAUCCUGUCACGGUAUACCGCAUGCAAUGCGAAUCGACGAUAUACUAACAAGCAGGAGUCAAAAAACUACUUCACUUCUACUGGGAGGUGUGCCAAGUAUGAUGAGGACGGGAAGCUUGAGCGGAAAAUGAUUCUCCGAUUAAUGACAUCUAAGAUGUGCACGCGAAGUCCCGCAUAUCCGGCAGCCCAUAUCCGUCAAGCUCACCCACAAUUUGACAGAUCAAAUGCGGCAAAAUCUUCCACAGCGUCCUCCAAACUCUGGGCGAGGAAUGCUAAUGCAAUUAAUAGCUUGGGCGAAUCUGAUGUCAAGCCGCAUCUUGAUUGCUUGCAAGAAUAUUUCAAACUUCCAGGUAACAGCAAUGGGCGCUGUAUUACUCCAAUCUAUAUCGGCACAGCUGACGGCGGUUCUUGCGAGAAAGUACCGCGGGAACGCAUGUGGGAGUGAUGUGAGAUAUUUCGUUGUGCGGCUCCUCCAAUCCCCAAUGAAGAAGUGCCAGCAAACAAAGAAAGCGACGAUGGAGCGCGGAAGAAUGAGACCGCGCAGAGAGCCCGUGGUUGCCCAUAGAUUAAUAUUGGUAUCGUACUAAAGUUGGGUGAGUCGAAAGCGACAUCCAAAAGCAUCCAGAUCGAACGCAAGAGAUGCUCCUGGUCAGUGUCACCACCAUAACCACUUCACUGAAGCUUCACCCUCGUUUGAAUGUAUGUAUCUUGACCAACACACGAUAUUUUUCUGUAAAGUAAAUUGUGAACUGUGGCUUUAGGUA